AUGGCACAAGAGUUGGGCUGCUUGACGCCUCGCGAUGAUCUGGAUUCUCUGCACCCGAAGUUCUCGGGGCCAGACUCACUCCAGUUGCGCGCUCAGGGUCAAAAGCAGAUCCUGUCCCUGCUGCACGAGGUGAUCCAGCAGAAGAAGAUGGCCUCGCAAGAGCCUUGCGCAACUUCUCCCUGCAAGCCAUGCGCCUUCGUGGCCCGAAAAGGUGGCUGUGCUCGAGCAUCUUGCGACUUCUGCCAUGCUGAAACUCACAUCGAGCAGCGACGGACGGCGAGGCAGAAGGCACGCUGGCAACGUUCUUCUGGGCACCUCGCGGGUCUGAAAAAGCAGAAGCAGCACAAGAAUGCGAACUGA
Molecule: messenger RNA, 360 nt
Organism: Symbiodinium natans
Lineage: Eukaryota; Dinophyceae; Suessiales; Symbiodiniaceae
Source: the annotation of a GenBank genome assembly